AUGCGUCGUAACAGAGAUGUCGUCCUUCCUUGCUUGAGAGAGAUGAAGGAUAUCGCACUUAAAAAGAGACAGAAGCGAUGGAAUGAUUCGAAAAAGAUAGUCGAGUUUGAGGUGGGCGAUGUAGUCAACGUCAUGGCUCGCAACUCCGACACAACUAUUUCAGUGGCCGAUAAGAAGAGCGGAACUUACGAAGUUAACAAUGUUGACGGCUCAAGUGUUCUUAAUAUCGGAUCACAUCGAACUCCGACGACAGAAAUCAUACUUCGUCACACACGUGAAGCUACUGCACCUCUUAUGUCUUAUGAGUUCAAAAAGGAUCUUGGGAAGUACAAACAUGAGGACAUGACUUACUACACAACGGAGUUUGCAGAUGGCGCACAAUACGAUCUACCUUCAUCGGAAUUCGAUGAUCCAGACGUAUUGAAGGCUUUUGAUAAAAAGUUUUGCAAACGCCUACAUAAUAAUAAGGCAGACACAGAGGCUAUCUUACCUACAAACAACCGUCCUGAUGUAGUUAAGGUCUAUCCGCAGACAUCAUCCAUUCCAAGUUUCAAAGACCAUGGAAUGUAA
Sphaeroforma arctica JP610 is the source of this 570-nucleotide messenger RNA. RefSeq lists its product as hypothetical. The coding region runs from base 1 to 570 and encodes 189 amino acids. The record is from RefSeq and is a predicted model, not a curated record. The transcript is spliced from 2 exons. NCBI's taxonomy places the organism in Eukaryota, Ichthyosporea, Ichthyophonida.